Messenger RNA from Achroia grisella, 732 nucleotides. Its product is annotated as protamine-like. Bases 105 to 626 code for a protein of 173 amino acids. The record is from RefSeq and is a predicted model, not a curated record. NCBI's taxonomy places the organism in Eukaryota, Metazoa, Arthropoda, Insecta, Lepidoptera, Pyralidae. The transcript has a single exon.
ACUUUUCUCAAAAACAAAGAAAUUCUUGUUAUGUCGGGAGCAAUUUUGUGAUAUAUUUUUUUUGUAAUACAAAAUUUUCCGUGAUUGCUGACGGCUAUGAACGAAUGGUGAGCGCAAGCAGCGACGGUAUGGAGACGGACGAGGAUAAGAAGAAAAAGAUCAAUGAUGACGUAGUCGUGUUUCUGGGGAAACGGAGCGAGACGGACGCGCCCCGUUAUUCUGCUCGUCUGAAGACCUACGUUACGUUGCAGCAGAAGCGACGGAGAGCAUCGGCCGCGCGGCGACACUCUGAGUAUGCCGUUCGCAAGAAGAGAAUGACAUCUGGUAGUAGGAAGAAGAUCGAGCCUGAAUCAAAAGAUAAGAACGUGGAGAACACUGAACAGCUAGGUGAGGCAGACGAGCGUAGGAAAGCCCGCGGUGGAGAUGGUAUGCGUAAGAGAUCGCUGUCUCGGUCGGGAACGGGCGAGCCGUCGGAUGCUUGUUGUGGACGCAGGCGACGUCGUUCGUGUGGACGUCGUAAGCGCCGCCGUCGUAGUGGCAGACGACGUCGCCGUCGUAGUCGAAGUCGCCGUCGUCGCCGUCGUAGCUGCCGUCGUCGACGACGCAGGCGCCGCCGUUGCCGUUAGACCACUCAUUGUUUAUAUUUGUGAUGAAUGGUAAAGGUCUAAUUAUACAAAAUUUUAGUGAUGUUUGUACCAAUUUUGUUCAUUUUAUUAUACAAUUUUUUUAUAA